This is a messenger RNA of Carcharodon carcharias (great white shark), 3819 nucleotides long. RefSeq names its product zinc finger protein 239-like. Gene Ontology annotation, cellular component: nucleus. The transcript is spliced from 3 exons. The record is from RefSeq and is a predicted model, not a curated record. Lineage: Eukaryota; Metazoa; Chordata; Chondrichthyes; Lamniformes; Lamnidae. Bases 822 to 1880 code for a protein of 352 amino acids.
ACAACAGGUUCACUUCCUGUAGGGACUGAAAACCAAGUGAGGAGAUGGUGCUGUGGUGGGAUUCGAACCCGGAUCCCCAAAAUAUUACCCGGGGCAUCUGGAUUACAAGUCCAGCGACAAUACAACUACACCUCUUACUAUGCCUCCAACUGUCUUAGCAUCAAUACCUUUCAGGGGAAACUAGAUAAGCACCACGAAGGGGAAAGGAUGAUUGGCUGAGAUGAAGAGGGAAGGAUUGCACCGUACUACACCAGAGAAUACAGAGAGGAUAGACACCACAGAUAGAUCCUGACCAUCACCCAAGGAAGAAUUGCAUAACUGUGGGAAGACAUCCAGUCCCUUCACAGCAUUGCUCAACACAGAGAAGGUUGGGCAGUCAAACCAUCAUCUGGAAAUCGGUCGGGUCAGGGGAGCUUUGACAUAUCAUCAGAUCUGAAACUGGUCAGUGGUGUGGAGUCUUCCAUCAGAACCAACCUUUCCAAAGGUUCAGUUGUGGAUGAUCGGUCAGGGUGAGGCUGGGAAGAAGUGUAAGGAGGCUCCAAGUGUGAUGAGAGCUUCAAUCAUUCAUUGAGCUUCAUGAACCACUGACCCAUCCCUACAGGUGAGAGGCUGUUCAAGCGUAAGCUGCGAGAGGAGGGCUCUGGCGACUCACAUGAUCUGCUGACACAGAAGGUAGAACUGUUAUGACCACUGUAAACACAAGGGCAGAUACAUGGAAGAGAAACCCUUCAAGUCUGAGGUUUGAGCUAAAGCUUUUUUGGCAUCUUCGAGCCUCCUGAGAUACUAGAAGAAUCACACCGGGGACAAACCCUUCAGGUGUGAUGUUUGUGAGAUGUCUUUUACACAGUCGUGUAUUCGCACAGAGGAGAAACUGUUUACAUGCGAAGUGUAUGACAAAUCAUUCUCAGGGUCAUCGUCCCUCCACCUUCAUCAACACAUUCAGACCAGGGAGAAACCGUUCAUGUGUGAGGUGUGCAAGAAAUCAGUCCUUGAGACAUCGACCCUCCACAAACAUCAAUGCAUUCACACCGGAGAGAAACCAUUCACAUGCAGGUUACGCAACAAAUCGUUCCCGAGUUCAUCGCAAUUCCUCAUGCACCUGGACGUACAUACUGGGGAGAAACCACUCGUGUGACAUGUGCAACAAAUCAUUCUUACACUCAUCAUCCCUCCAUCAGCACCAACACAUUCACACAGGGGAGAAACUGUUCACGUGUGAGAUGUGCGACAAAUCAUUCUCCAAAUCGUGGAACCUCCACACACACCAACACAUUCACACAGGGGUGAAACCAUUCACGUGUGAGAUGUGCGACAAAUCAUUCUCCAAAUCAUGGAACCUCCACGCACACCAACGCAUUCACACAGGGGAGAAACCGUUCACUUGCAAGGCAUGCAACAAAUCAUUUUCACAGUUAAUGACCCUCCAUGUACAACAACGCAUUCACACUGGGGAAAAACCAUUCAAAUGUGAGGUGUGCGACAAAUCAUUCUCCAAGUCAUCGGCUGUCCAUGCACAUCAAUGUAUUUACAUAGGGGAGAAACCAUUCAAAUGCAGGUUAUACAACAAGUCAUUCUCGAAUUCAUUGCAAUUCCUCACACACCAACACAAACAUACUGGGGAGAAACCAUUCACGUGCGACGUGUGCAACAAAUCAUUCUUAAACUCAUCAUCCCUCCACACACAUCAACGCAUUCACACAGGGGAGAAACUAUUUACAUGCAAGGUGUGCAACAAAUCAUUCUCACAGAUAGCGACCCUCUGCAUACACCAACGUAUUCACACAGGAGAGAAACCAUUCACCUGCCAGGUGCAUGACAAAUCUUUCACACAGUCAUCGCAUUCACAAAGGGGAGAAACCGUUCAUAUGCAAGGAGUUUGAUAAAUCAUUCUUGUAGUUAGAGACCCUCCACAAUCGCCAGUGCAUUUACACGGGAGAAACCAUUCACAUGAGGUGUACGACAAAUCAUUCUCACCAUUAAAGAGCCUCUUGGUCCAGUGGAGGAUUGACACAGGAGAAAACCUUCAGAUAUGAGGUGUGUGACAAGGCUUUCACACAGUCAGUGGAUUUUCUGGUCCAUCAAUGCACUCACACAGGGGAGAAACCCUAUCAGUGUGAACUGUUAUGCCUGCACACCUCCUGGAACAUCAGCAAACCGACAUAGGAUUCACCUCCUGAGACACCAGAAGAUCCACACGAGACACUCGUUAGGUGUGAGGUAUGUGACCAAGCCUUCAUACAGUCAGCAAACCUCAGCAUACACCGGCCUAUUCUCAUAAAUGAGUAACCCACCAAUUGUGAUAAAGCUUUCUUGAUAACUUUGACCCCCCAGGGCACCAGCAGAAACUCUUUAGGUGCAAUAUUUGUGACCAGGCUUGUGCCCACUCCUCCGAUCUCCUGAAGCACCAGAGGAUCCACACUAGUGAGAAACCAUUCAGGUAUGAGGUUUGUGACAAAGUUUUCAUAGUCAGCGUAUCUCCUGGUCGAUCAACACACUCUCACAGGGGAGAAACCCUAUUGGUGUGAGUUCUGUAGUAAAGCCUUCAUACAGUUGUUGGUCCUUGUGGAACAUCAGUGAACCCACAUGGGAGACAAAUGCUUCCAAUGUGAUGUGUGCCAGGAUUGUUUCACCUACACCUCUCUCACCAUACACCAACGUCUCCACACAGACUUAGAGCCGGGUCACCUGCUUCCAUUACACUGAGAGUUGUCUGUGUUGUUUACCCUCCAGUGCUCAUACAGGGGAGCUGUUGUUCCAAAACACUGUCUGUCUCAGCAGUGUCUGUCUCAAACCUCUCCCACUAUAAGUCUGAUUGUUUUGAGAAGGCCAAUUUAAACUUUGAACAGAUCACUAAACAUCGCCAUCAAUAUGCAUAGAAGCUCCUGUUUAUGCACAGAUGUCACUGUGUCUCUGGGAGGAUUUCCUCAGCCAUAGGAAGUAGGUGAUUCAGGAGAAUGUGUGUCAGGAUUUUCCCUGCUAUGGACAAAAGGUCAAUAGUUUCCACAGUGUGAUUUAUCACCCUUUUUGAAGAUAGUUACAAUUGUCACAUUCCUGAAUUUGGAUAGGGCUAUUUUUCCUCCCAAAUCCGAAGGAUGAGUUUAUGGAGUCUUGAUGUGAGCAGAAGUCCACCAGCUUUGAAGACCUCAGCUGGAAUACCAUCGGGGCCACCGGCUUUGUUGUUUUUCAUCUGUUUGAUUGUUUGUUGCAGCUCUCCCAUGGAUGGGGACUCACCCAUGGAUUCUACCACAGGCACUGGGGGAUAGACUGGAAGGUAUCAGCUGUCACUGUGGAUUCAUGGUUGAGGAGUUGUUCAAAAUGUUCUUUCCAGCAUUAACAGAUGUCAUUGUCAUCCUUAAGAAGAGAAACACCAUCCUGUGAAUAAAGGGGAUUUUGUCCAUUUGAUCUCGGUCUACAGGUGGUCCUGGUGAUUUCAUAAAAAGAAUUGUAUGUCAUGAUGAUCAGAUUGUUGUAUCUCUGGAGCUUUCUCUUCCCACCACAUGUCCUUUAUCUUCCAGAUUUGUCAUUUGGUGUCAGUCUUGAGCUGUUGAAAUGCUGCCUUCUGGAGUUGCGACUUUGGGUGCUCUGCCAGGCAAUGAAGGCUGAUCGCUUUUGCUCCAGCAGGUCACAUAUUUGAGCAUCAUGUUCGUCGAGCCAGUGCUGGUGACGACGAUGCUCGAACCCAAUGGUCUGGGCACAGGAGUUUAGUACUUUAUUUUCACAGAAUCGCAGUGCAGAAGAGGCCCUUCGGCCCGUUGAGUCUGCACCGACACAUGAGAAACACCUGACCUACCUACCUAAUCCCAUUUACCAGCACUUGGC